This is a messenger RNA of Drosophila biarmipes, 2409 nucleotides long. RefSeq lists its product as uncharacterized. NCBI's taxonomy places the organism in Eukaryota, Metazoa, Arthropoda, Insecta, Diptera, Drosophilidae. The transcript is spliced from 13 exons. The record is from RefSeq and is a predicted model, not a curated record. The coding region runs from base 327 to 2339 and encodes 670 amino acids.
UGUCAUUUAAUUUACAGCACAUACUUUCUUAUCAAACAUUUUCAAAAUUACUAAUCAACUUUUGUCACUUUGUAUACGAUGUAAAUUCCAGUUAGGAAAGGUCUUUGCAAAUACGAUUUUGCAUUAGGUCAGCAUAGACCAUCAUAAUCUUACUCGAACAUAAGCAUUUUUGGAGCCCACGUAGCCCUAUAAUAGCAAAGCUGUUCCCUAAUCACUUAGAUUGUAUGUAAGUAAAAAUUUGAAAAAAUCCUCUUCUGAAUAACUAUAACAAAGUAUGGUUGAUAUAUCUAAUAAGAGUAUGUGUUCAUUGCAUUUUACUUUCAUGAAUGGAUACUGUUAGAAAUUCUGUUCUGCUGCCCGAUGAGCUGUUUCUGGCCUUCAGUCGGUUUUUGGGAUAUCAAAAGGAUCUGAAUUCAGAGGCGACCAGCCCAAAUCCUUGCCAGAACAACCUCAGAAGGACCUAUCCCAUUAGCGACGACGACAGCUACGAUCCCUGCCCCACAGUGAGUCGGUUUUCAAUGCGACGUAAUAACUUUGAGCCAGAGAAAGAUCCCCUCUAUCGAUCCACCUUGAAUGGCAGCAGACAGAAUGAGUCAAUGACACAGAAAGUGCUCCCAGCCUCUUGUAACAAAGACGACGAAUAUCAAUGUUGCAACUUGCCGGAUUGUCCGAACAAUAGUGCCCCGGCUCAGGAUCCUAACAAACCGACAUUCCCUUUCGAUUCUUUGAUUCCUUUUCAUCCUUUGGUUAACCAACCCCAACAUCCCCGGCAUAGUGUCUCACGAUCCCACAGCGUCCCCAGACAUCACGAUAGCCUCCACACACCUCAUAGGUUCGAUCACCAUAACGCCCAUCAUGUCGAUCCAGCAAAAGGCUCGCAUUCGUCAAAGCCUCAUCACCCUAGUACACCCUGCGAACUGAAUGCACCAGGUGGGAAUAGGGACUUCACCCACAGCGAUAGGUAUGACAGGAAUCACAGUUCCAGAAAUAGCACCUUGUACGAUUGGAACGACACAUCCCAAAUUGGCGUGAACUACGGCGAGUUUCAAAGGCGACAAAGGCUGUUGCAUCAAAUUCAGCAACAGCAAAAUCAGCAGCAGCAAUCGCGACGGCACAAUCAGUCCAAUAUAUCAUGGUUGGACAGUGACGAUCCCAUUGUGUUUCAACCAGAUCUCAAUAGCACGCGAAUAAACCAGGAUGAUUGUCAUCAGCAGUCGGUGAAAAAAUGCCCUCAGCAGGCACCUCGCCACCAACCAAAGGCUGCUUGUCAGAUGUGCAAUUCAAGCUGCAGCCCGCAAAGUACAAUACCCCCAAUGUACGAAUGCGAAAAAACUCCCGAAAUGCUACGCAGGCAAACAAUGUGCGAGUCACCACAGCUACAAGGUCGUCAAAUGCAGUAUGAGACGGAACUUAAUAGAACCAGCUACCUGCAGCCACCUGAGUCUUUAAAAAAUGCGAGAUGUAGACCCCAACCAAACCAAAGUCUUGGUCAAAAUCAGUGUCUAAACGAUGUAUCUCUGAAUCGCACGCCGCUAUGCCAGGAUUCCAUGAAUCACGAUCAAAACUCUCGAUCCAGAAAUAAUCCCAGCUGUUGUGGCCAAGGAUCUACAGCCUGUGGAAAAAGUAUUGAAGACAACCAAAGCCUUGGAUGUUGUGGCAAUAAGUCUGCGCCCAGAAAUCAAACCUAUUUGGACAUGUCCCAGGCGAUGUUGGGGAGAUCGUGCUUGAAUCAAACUUCUUUGGAUGAAACCCAUCACAACUCUUCUUUGAGGGGACGGUCUAUGCGAGUGCCAGUUCAAACACCUGAGGAUCGUCUGAUCGAGCGCAUUCAAAACGAGUUCCUCGAGACCUUGGUAAAGGACCGCUUCUGUCCGGGCAUCUUACAAGCUAGUCUCGACGAGCGUGAGGACUUCAACCAGUACGCCCGAGAGAUCGCUUUUGCAGGACCCGUUCCGGCCAAACCUGUUCCGGUGGAUCCCAUCACCAUGAUAGAAGCCAUUAAGCUGCGCAUCGACUACGAACGCAAAGAGAUCCGAAAGGAAAAAGAUAGUGCUGUGGAGCGAGAUAGGGACUUAAAAAACCAGUCAAGAGAUGGAAGGCCGAGGCGUACCCGACCAAUAACCAAUGAGGAUAUCGAAAUUCACUUCGAUAAUAAGAACAACUCCGAGGUCAACGAGGGCGUGGCCGCCUUUUUGAAGGCGGAGAUUGAGUAUCGGAAUACCAAUAUGGGAACAGACUCCGCCUUUGAUGCCCAUAUCAAUGGCAUUGAUAGUCACCUAUUUGAUGAAAAAAUUAAAAUCAGUUCCUACACAGCAUCUACAACUCCAGUUUAUAGGUAACUUCACCUGGACUUGUAAUCGAACACAUUUAUUAAACAUUCAUAUUUUGAAUAAAUGUAGUAAUUUCCAA